Molecule: messenger RNA, 996 nt
Organism: Colletotrichum higginsianum IMI 349063
Lineage: Eukaryota; Fungi; Ascomycota; Sordariomycetes; Glomerellales; Glomerellaceae
Product: Sugar 1,4-lactone oxidase
Exons: 2
Coding region: 1-996 (331 amino acids)
Cellular component (GO): mitochondrion; membrane
Molecular function (GO): D-arabinono-1,4-lactone oxidase activity; flavin adenine dinucleotide binding
Source: RefSeq, a predicted model, not a curated record
AUGUCCGAGGACGUCGUCGCCCUUAAGAUCACCCUGGCCGAUGGCCGGACUAAAUCCUGCUCCGCCGACGAGAACACGGCGCUCUUCCGCGCCGCACUGCUUUCCCUCGGCGCGCUGGGCGUCAUCACCGAGGUCACCUUCCGCGCCGUGCCGGCCUUCACGCUGCGGUGGACGCAGACCAUCGACGCCGACCGCGUGAUGCUGGACGCGUGGACCAAGGGGGCCCUGUGGACGCAGAGCGAGUUCGUGCGCCACGUCGAGCCGCCCCGGCGGAACUACGACGGCCCGCUGGGCUAUUACGUCUACCACAACCUGCUGUACCUCGCGCAGCUCGUCCCGCGGAUCCUCCCGUGGGUCGAGUGGUUCGUCUUCGGCAUGCAGUACGGCUUCCGCGACGGGUCGACCGUCUCCGCCGUCCAGCCCAGCCGCGAGGCGCUGCUGAUGAACUGCCUCUACAGCCAGUACGUCAACGAGUGGGCUAUCCCGCUGCACAAGGGCACGGAGGCUCUCCGCCGUCUGUCGUCGUGGUUGAACCACCUCGGCCCGGCCGACCCGGAUUACGUCCCGCACGGCAUACCCUUCUCGGCCGCCGGGCUCUUCGUCCACGCGCCGGUCGAGGUGCGCGUGAAGACACGUCGUCGUCGUCGUUGUCGUCGGACCCGCGCCGGCGGCCCCACGCUGUACCUCAACGCGACGCUCUACCGGCCGUACCACGCGGACCCGCCGUGCCGGGAGCGCUACUACGAGGCGUUCGAGUGGCUGAUGAGAGACCUCGGCGGGCGGCCGCACUGGGCCAAGGACUUCGUCGUCAGCGGCGGGAUGGUGGAGGCGCUGUACGGCGAGGACUUUGCGCGGUGGCGGUCCGUUCGGGACGAGGCGGAUCCGGAGGGCAUGUUCAUCGGGCCGUGGCACCGCGAAAAGGUGCUCGGCGAGGGCCCAAGGCCCGCGCUGGAAGAGGUCGAGGUCGAGAGGGCGCGGCGCAGGGGGGCGGGCUGA